AUGGAUGAUCUUAUAUGCUAUGAAUAUUGUAUCAAAGAGAGAAUCGUGCCUGCAGUAGAAUGUCCGUUCUGGCUGUUUUUGGCUAAUUUUUCGUUGGCAAAAUAUCCGCCACAGAUCAACAAAGCCAGUGCCUUUUCCCUUUUCUACGAAAUCUCGAUCGGUAUCUUCUUCAAGCCAGAGUGGAGCAAGAAGGAAAUCGACUCUUGGCUCAGAGACCUUUUUGAUGAUCAACACGAAAACACGCAUUACAAAUUCUUUUUUGAAUUUCUCACCGGAGAGGACAAGGACGCCAUCACAACCUUUGUCGAUCCGUUAGUCGUUGAGAAGAAACAACGCACUCUUUCCGGCAUAAUUUGUCAGAUGGAGGAGAUUGUGUGUGGAAACACAGUUUUAGAAGGACAAUGUGAAAAGCAGGUGCAGAAGCUUCUUGACACUCUCAACUCGUCUUCCGAUAGCUCCACACUCUCCGUGGACAAGGUCUGUCAUCAAUGUUCGGAAGCGAGGAAAAACCUUCGAAAAUCACACGAAACAAUUCCCUCUCCCAUGAAACAAAUCUUCCCGAGUCCUCGCGUCUCGAAAAGGAAAAAUAAUAAUGAAGAAGAAAUCAAAAUCGAACAUUUCCCUCCAAUUCCAGUUCCAUCCAAACUUGCAUAUCGCAAGAUUAUUCAUAGCGAGCCGCUCGGCUCUACGCGGACACGCCGAUUAUGGACUCCGGAGGAAGAGGCGAAACUAAUCAAGGGCGUGAAUACCUAUGGGAAGGGAAAUUGGGCGCUGAUUCGGAGGAAGAUGCAUUUGACUGAGCGUACCAAUGUGGAAUUGAAGGAUAAAUGGAGAAAUAUAUGUAAAAAGCUAGUGUAUUGA
Molecule: messenger RNA, 861 nt
Organism: Blastocystis hominis
Lineage: Eukaryota; Bigyra; Opalinata; Blastocystidae
Exons: 7
Coding region: 1-861 (286 amino acids)
Source: RefSeq, a predicted model, not a curated record